UUGGAUGUGGGAUGUAUGGGAGAGGGAAGGGUGGAAUAAAAUGAAACUCAUCUUGUUCAUUCUUUUCCUUUUCUUUUCUUUUCUUUUUUAUCCCAGCCUUCUGAACAGUGACUCUAUUGCUGAGAAGAAGCAGAGGAAAUCCCUUUCCACAGAGUUCAAUUGGCACCAGCUCUACAAGUGUUUCUUCAGAAUCCUAUUGGAAAAUUUCUCCGUCAACAUGGCUGAGGACCAGAUAUUUUUCUGGAGUCGAGGAAAACUCCCCUACGGCCCUGGAUCAGAGUCACCAGUGUCUGUGCCACACCAAGAUACACUUGUGGAAAAGCCAGACUGUGACCAGGAAACGUGGCAUGUUCACUUCAGAACGUUUAUCAGCUCAGAGGAAUCCGACCCCGUCCAGGAUCUGAGGAGACUCCGUGAGCUCUGCCAUCUGUGGUUGAGGCCAGAUCUUCACACCAAGGAGCAGAUGAUGGACAAGCUUGUGCUGGAGCAGUUUAUGAUCUGCAUGCCGCUGGAGUGUCAGGUCUUAGUCAAGGAAACGGGGGUGCAGAAUUGCAAAGCCUUGGAGGACAUGCUAAGAAAUAAGCAGAAACCCAAGAAGUGUACCAUAGUCCGCAUACAAGGACAGGAGUUUCUUGUGCGAAGCUCAGAAGUUGAGAUGGUUGAAUCCGAGGCCAGUGACAUGAACGAUGAGAGAGACCAAUGCAGGGAGCCCCGAUCCCCUGUGAGUGAGAUACCUCCAGAGAACGGCCAGCAGAAAAAACGAGAGCUGCAUAUUCUGACAGGAGCCAAGGACCUGUCAAGGAGGCAGGACCAGAAAGAUCUCCUGCCAGAGACUUUUCCUGAAACAGGUGAAAUGGAGGGUCUGACAUCCAAGGAGAACUUGGAGAAAGACCUGAUGGAAGACACGGAAGAGACAAGAACCCAUCAAUCUCAAGAGCCGGAACAUCUGAAAGGUCCUGAGGGAGAAGUUUCUACUAAGAGCGGAUACAGAAAAGGUUCUCUGAGAGGUCUAAGAGGUUUCAAAAGGAAACAGGCCAACAGUCCCAGUUUCCAGGAAGUACAUCAAGAAGAAACCACAUCUUUGGACAAAGGAGAAUUCUCAGGACAACUUGGGUCCCCCUUCAUUGGUUCACCUAGCAUGGUGGGACCCAACAUUCUUCCUGAGGGAAAAGAAGCCCAGGCAUGGGCACCCUAUGAAUGUAGGGAAUGCAAGAAGAGAUUUCCUUAUCCAUCUCAGCUUACCCUUCACCAGAGGACACACACAGGAGAGAGACCUUUUCGAUGCAACACGUGUGACAAAGGGUUCAUGCAGUCUUCGGACCUGCGAGCUCAUGAGCGGAUCCACACAGGCAAGAAGCCAUACUGCUGUGAUCUCUGCCCCAAGAAGUUCACCCAUGACUCCACGCUGCGUGCUCACAAGAGGACCCACACCAAGGAGAAGCCUUUCCGAUGUGAGCACUGUGACAAAGCCUUCAGCCACAGAGGGAACCUCAAUGUUCACCGACGCACCCACUCUGGGCUCAAACCCUACGUGUGUCCCGAGUGUCACAGUGCCUUCUGUCAGCUGGGGACUUUCAAACGCCACCAGAAAACACAUUCCAAAUGA
Molecule: messenger RNA, 1606 nt
Organism: Aethalodelphis obliquidens (Pacific white-sided dolphin)
Lineage: Eukaryota; Metazoa; Chordata; Mammalia; Artiodactyla; Delphinidae
Gene: ZSCAN5B
Product: zinc finger and SCAN domain containing 5B
Exons: 4
Coding region: 5-1606 (533 amino acids)
Biological process (GO): regulation of gene expression
Cellular component (GO): nucleus
Source: RefSeq, a predicted model, not a curated record